AUGUCUAAGGUUCUAAUCGCAGAAGGCCUCGGCUACAACUUACUGAGCGUCAGUCAGUUGAUGGCGAAGGGCAUUCACCUCGAGGCAGACAGCACCACCCAGGAAUUCAAGCUGUACCACGGGAAGGGCGGCCUCUACAUCGGAAAGGCGAUCCUCAAAAACAACGUCUUCGUUCUUGGCUUUGUCCCAGAUCUCGGCACAGCAGACAGCGACGGCAUCGUCACUUUCACCUCCUGGACCCACCCUCCAGACCUUGAUCCAGACUUCAGUCCAGAAGGCUUCUGGUAUUCACACACCAUCCCUGAGGCAGAAAGAACAAGGGCGUUAGCAACAAUUCAGACAACAUCGACAGCAGCAGAAACAACAUCGGCAGCAGCAGAGACAACACCGGCAGCAGCAGAGACAACAUCGGCAGUAGCAGAACUAUCAACGGUAGCAGCAGGAACGUCAACACCAAUCGCUGGUCCUUCAACGGCACCGCUCCUCGUCAACGACACACCACCGACACCCGCGCAACAACUACACCCAGCACCACGAGAAGUUCAUCCUUACGCGCCACUCGAGAAGGUGUACAGCGACAUCCUGUACAAUCGCGAGCCAGGGCAGAACGCGUACAACUACACCAUCACGUUCAUCGACGCCGCGACACGUUACGUUUGGCACCUGAAUCUUCCAAGCAAGGAUAUGGCGUUCGAAGCGUUCGUCGCCUGGCUCCCCGUAGCAGAAAGGGAAUCGGGCGUCAAACUAAAGAGCUUCCAGUCAGACGGGGGAGGAGAAUACACCUCACAAAGGUUCAAGCAGUAUCUGGCAGAGAGAGGAAUCAAGCGACUCAUUUCCCUUCCCUACGCCCAUCAACAGCAGGGUGUAGCAGAGAGGAUGAGCAGGACCCUCCAGAACACCAUGCGAAAACUGUUACGUGGCAUGCGGCUACCCACCCACCAGUGGCCAGAAGCAAUGGACCAUGCCGUGAUGCUGCACAACCUGCUUUCUUCGUCGUCACUUCCGAACAACACAUCACCGCAUCUGCUGUGGACAGGAAAAUUGGGCAGCACAAAAAUGUUACGAGUCUUCGGCUGCAUGGUACAGUACCGACCUCCAUCUGCACGAGCAGGACGAUUCUCCCAACGGGCACAGUGGGGACUACACCUGGGCAUCGAAAAACACUACAACGCAUGGAAGAUUUUCGACGUCGAGACAAAAGAAACAGUGGCAGCACGUGAUGUCAUUUUCUACGAGCGACUCACACUGCAGACGUACCUUGCCAACCUGGACGAAAACCGAGACCCCACAGGUGGCUUCCGUGGAGACCGAGCCUUCGCUUCGGCAGAAGACGAAGCUGACUGGGACGAGCAGAACGUGGAAGGAGCCUCGGAAGAAGCCGGACCCCUCCCCUACUGCUCCGUCAACGUGCCAAUGGACGACGAAAACCCACGCGAGAGCAUCAAUGACGAAACCUACUACCAUUUCGCUGACAACGGUUACGUUACACCUGCACAAGUAAACACCAACGAAGCAGAACGCAUAGGACCCAACUUCGCACCUGAUCCGGAAGCGGGAGACGAAGCUGCUUAUCCCGCGGACAUGUCACUUCCCCGCUACACACCGAGUGGACUCCAGAUACUCGGGCUCGUCACCGCAGUCCACGGCACGGACAUUCCUAAGGAGCCUGCCACAGUUCAGCAGGCUCUGGGGGGGGAGCAUAGGGAAAAAUGGCGCGAAGCCAUGGACAAAGAACUGAAGGCAUUAGAGGAGCGCAACACGUGGAAAAUUGUCCCCAUCGGCGUAGCACGGAACAAGACCAUUCUCACCGGGAAAUGGGUCUUCCGCGUGAAGACGAAGGCCGACGGCACCAUUGACAAAUUCAAGGCACGAUGGGUCGUGCGUGGCUUCGACCAAGAACACGGGCGAGACUUCACCGAAACCUUCGCUCCGGUCAGCCGACACACUUCGCUCCGAAUUCUUCUCGCGAUUGCCGCCAUGAAGAAAAAGAAGCUACGGCAAAUCGAUGUCGCGAACGCAUUUCUCUACGCACCCGUUGACGCAGAAAUUUUCGUGGAACUACCGCACGGUACCAACGGGGAGCCGAACCAAGUCUGUCAGCUGCUGAAGUCGCUCUACGGGAUCAAGCAAGCUCCGCGGCUAUGGCAGCAGUACCUGCACGCCCGUCUCAUUCGCAUCGGCUUCAAGCAAUUACCUCACGAUCAGGGGAUGCACCGACUCACGAAAGGCGCAGAUUACAUCCUACUAAUCGUCUACGUAGACGAUCUCCUCUACAUCGGCUCAACCGACAGCGUCACCACCUGGUUCGAAGGGGAGCUACAGCAGGAUCUCACACUGACAGUCUCAUCUACCGUUACACAGUACCUCGGGCUCAACAUCCGCGAAGAGGAAGACGCCAUCUACCUCAGCGCCGCGAAAUACGCCGACACCAUCGCCAAGCGUUUCGCACUUACACCAACUAUCAUCUCUACACCGUACCGCUACACGUCAGGAAACAACAAGGAAGGCUCCGCUCUACUCAAGCCCGCCGGCAUACGCGACUACCAGAGAAAGCUGGGCUGCCUUCUCUUUGCAGCCGUCACCUGCCGCCCAGACCUAUCGUACUCUGCAAGCCAACUCGCCACCUAUCUCAAGAGGCCCGAAACGGAACACCUAGCAGAACUCGACCGCGCCCUUCAUUACCUUAUUAGCACCCCGACGAUCGGUCUAACUUACUACAAGAACGCAACUACGCCGCCUAAGUUAAUCGGCUACGUCGACGCCGAUCACGCUGGCGAUUCCGACAACAGGCGUUCUCGCACUGGCUACAUCUACCGCCUCGAACCUAUCGGACCUAUCUCUUGGCAGUCGAGCAAGCAGGAAUUAAUAGCUCUCUCGUCAGCCGAAGCAGAAUAUAUUGCACUCUGUUCAGCCACCAAGGAAGGACUUUACCUUCGCGAACUGCUGGAAGAAGCGAAGCUGGCUCAGUUACCCAGCUUCACUCUGUUCUGCGACAACCAGUCGGCAAUUCGCAUCGCCAACAAGAACGGCUUCGCAAACAGGACGAAACACAUCGCCCUGCGAUAUUUCUUCGUGAAGGACGAGAUCGAGAAAGGAAGGCUCGAACUGUCAUACUGUCCCACGUCCGAGAUGGCAGCUGACUACCUGACCAAGAAGCUCGGAAAGCAGAAGUUCGAAUACUGCAUGUUGCUGACUGGACAGAGCCACGUCAGCGACACUCCAGAAGCGAAGGGGAGUGUUGGAAACAAUCGGUCUUAA
Messenger RNA from Closterium sp. Naga37s-1, 3258 nucleotides. NCBI's taxonomy places the organism in Eukaryota, Viridiplantae, Streptophyta, Zygnematophyceae, Desmidiales, Closteriaceae. The record is from the annotation of a GenBank genome assembly.